This is a messenger RNA of Eucalyptus grandis, 1053 nucleotides long. Its product is annotated as disease resistance protein RGA2. Gene Ontology annotation, biological process: defense response to fungus. The record is from RefSeq and is a predicted model, not a curated record. The transcript has a single exon. Gene Ontology annotation, molecular function: ADP binding. The coding region runs from base 1 to 1053 and encodes 350 amino acids. NCBI's taxonomy places the organism in Eukaryota, Viridiplantae, Streptophyta, Magnoliopsida, Myrtales, Myrtaceae.
AUGGCUGAAUCACUCCUUUUCGGCGUCGCACAGGGCGUGCUGGGGAAGAUAGCAUCGCCGGCUCUCCAAGAAGCCGUUGCUAUUUACAACGUUGAAGAUCAGAUCCGCGAGCUUAGAGAGACGUUGACUGCCAUCAAGGCAGUGUUGUCAGAUGCUGAGGCGCAGAAGGAGAAGAACGACCGUCUGCAGGUGUGGUUAGAUCGACUUCAACAUGUAUUUUACGACGCGGAGGAUGUGCUCGAUGAGAUCGAAUGUGAAGCAUUACGGAAGCAGGUUAUAAGUCGCUAUGGGAGUGUCAAAGGGAAGGUACACCGCUUCUUCUCCCUCUCUAAUCCACUCAUGUUCCGUGUGAAAAUCAGUCAAAAAAUCAAGGAGAUUCGGGAAAGGUUGUCCAAGAUUUGCACUGAAAAAGAUCAAUUCGGUCUUAAUACGCGGAGAACGGUCACUGGUGGGGGACCUACGCCAUCACGAAAAAUGACUUACUCACUCGUAAACAAGUUGGAUGUCGUCGGGAGAGAUGAUGAUAAAGAAACAAUAAUUGAGAUGUUGAUGCAGCCAGAUGACAAAAACCUCUCGGUGCUUCCCAUUGUUGGAAUAGGAGGUAUGGGCAAGACGGCCCUAGCUAAAUUAGUUUAUAAUGAUGACAGGGUGAAAGAGCAAUUUGAGUUGCAACUAUGGGUGUGUGUACCCGAGGACUUUAAUUUAAAGAAAACUAUCGAUGGAAUUAUCAAAGAUGCACGUUGUCAAGAUUUGAGUAACUUUGAUAUUCAACAAUCGCAAAAUGCUCUACAAGACAUCAUCAAAGACAAGAAAUUUCUACUAGUCUUGGGUGAUGUUUGGUGUAAUGACCGCGGUAGAUGGAAAGAUUUGAGAGAUUCACUAGCCGAAGGGGCUAGUGGAAGUACAAUAAUUGUGACUACUCGUAGUGUGGAAGUUGCUUCUAUUAUGCAUACCCAUCCAAUGCAUAAUCUUAAAGGACUUUCUCAUGAAGACUCUAUGAUCUUAUUCAAAAAAUGGGCGUUUGACGAAAACGAAAAAGAAGCCACAUGCUGA